This is a messenger RNA of Lotus japonicus, 711 nucleotides long. RefSeq lists its product as uncharacterized. NCBI's taxonomy places the organism in Eukaryota, Viridiplantae, Streptophyta, Magnoliopsida, Fabales, Fabaceae. The coding region runs from base 1 to 624 and encodes 207 amino acids. The transcript has a single exon. The record is from RefSeq and is a predicted model, not a curated record.
AUGGCGCCUUAUGAAGCGUUGUAUGGUCGGAGGUGCCGUACACCCUUGUGCUGGCAUCAAGAUGGGGAGAACUUGAUGGUUGGGCCUGAAUUAGUUCAGCAAACCACAGAAGAGGUGAAGCGAAUCCAAGAGAAGAUGAGGGUUUCGCAGAGUCGUCAGAAAAGUUAUGCUGACAAUCGCAGGAAGGAGUUGGAGUUUCAAGCUGGAGAUCAUGUCUUCUUGCGGGUUACCCCGAUGACAGGUGUCGGAAGGGCGAUCAAGUCAAAGAAGCUUACUCCAAAGUUUAUCGGACCGUACCAGAUUACGGAGCGUGUUGGACCCGUGGCGUAUAGGAUUGCCUUACCGCCGUUGCUAUCCAACAUACAUGAUGUGUUGCAUGUGUCGCAACUUCGGAGGUAUAUGGCUGAUAAUUCUCAUGUGAUUGAACCUGAUGAUAUUCAGCUGAAAGAUGAUCUAACGAUGGAAAUGCCGCCCAUCAAGAUCGUCGACAAAAGCACCAAACGCUUGAGGAACAAGGGAGUAUCCUUAGUGAAGGUUGUAUGGAAUCAAGCUACGGGCGAUGCGACUUGGGAAUUAGAGGAUAAAAUGCGGGAAUCACAUCCCGAGUUGUUUGUAGACCCUUAAGUUUCGAGGUCGAAACUAUUUUAAGGGGGGGAGUAUUGUAAGACCCGGUGAUUUAUUUAUGUUUUGUAUUAUUGAAGAAUAAUAUAA